AUGUCAUCAAAAGCGUAUUAUGUUCCGGGAGUAACGUUACAUGUAUUUAAAGGAACAAAUGAGGUUGAGGUGGUGUAUGAUGUCCAAGAUACAUUGAAAAAAACGGGAUGGAUUGGUUUGUAUGACAUGUUACAAAUGGACAACUCAAAGUAUUUAAAAUAUAUCUAUAUCUCCACACCACAAGGGAGUGUGAAAUUCACUGGUUUAUGCGAUGGAUUUUUUGAUGUCAGGUAUUUCCCGUCUCUUGACAAUAACGCAAACAACGCAACAGCAGAAGCGUUUCAACUUGGGGAGAGUAUUACAAUUAACGAACCGAUUAUUAACAAAAACAUGAUGACUGUUGGAGUGAAUGUAAGCGACGAAGAAAAAGCAUUUGUCGAAAUAUACCAUUCACAGUCCGUCAAUGAUGUGCAAUCUUUUGUCAGCACAACAAUCAAAGCUGACGUUAGUAUUGCUUGGUGCAAAGAAAAGGGC
Molecule: messenger RNA, 474 nt
Organism: Entamoeba invadens IP1
Lineage: Eukaryota; Evosea; Mastigamoebida; Endamoebidae
Exons: 2
Source: RefSeq, a predicted model, not a curated record